AUGAACGCGGAGUUGACGAAUAUUGUAAGGCCAUUUGCGAUUUUUCACAAUGUGGAACCCUUAACAACUACAUUGCCGACAUUUGAACUACCUUCCGAGACCGUGGCUAAAACUUUCAGUGUCAAAGGAAUAGCCAACAACCAUUAUGGUCUGAAUCCUAAUAACAUGGAAGUGGGGCCUGGAAUUAAUAAGAUAAAACGUCAGUUCUCACCGUACGCCAAGCUUCAUAGGUUGCACCUGAACAUUGCGAGGGUAUACAGUCCAGGACAGAUGCCACCGAUGGCACCACUAUACCCCGACACUUACUCCUCAAAAUACGAAAGGUCACCAGUUCAUCCUCAAGAUUUGUUGAUGUGGCGAACUCCGCCUCAAUAG
This is a messenger RNA of Spodoptera exigua (beet armyworm), 375 nucleotides long. NCBI's taxonomy places the organism in Eukaryota, Metazoa, Arthropoda, Insecta, Lepidoptera, Noctuidae. The record is from the annotation of a GenBank genome assembly.